This is a messenger RNA of Trichoplusia ni (cabbage looper), 1623 nucleotides long. RefSeq lists its product as uncharacterized. Bases 799 to 1125 code for a protein of 108 amino acids. The transcript is spliced from 3 exons. The record is from RefSeq and is a predicted model, not a curated record. NCBI's taxonomy places the organism in Eukaryota, Metazoa, Arthropoda, Insecta, Lepidoptera, Noctuidae.
UGUAUUGUUUUUAGUAGUAUAGUUUUGGAAAAAAGUCGCUGUUCUACAAAGUGUAGAGCGGCAUCUCUUUCGCUAUUGCAAUAGUCUUAAUUCUAAUCUGAAGUUAAUUUACGCUAGUAAGGAAGCGCUUAUUAGCAUAAUUUAUCCUUUUCCGAAAGAUUGAUUAAAAAAUACCCAUAUUAAAAAGAAAAACUUUCAUUAGAUUCAGUCAUCGAUUAUAGACCUUACGCAAAAAUAUAUUAGGUAUACCUAUCCAUACCCAGAAAUGAGCAGAUUUCAUUACUAAAAUUCCACCAAAAAAUAUUCAAUCCUAUAAAAUAGAUUACCUGGUAAGAAACCUAAGUUAUUACACAUCUAAUACAUUGACUCCUCAAUGUAGGACAACGACUUGCAUCAAGAUUAAACAUCCGCAAACACUGCUAGCCCCGAUACGAGCUAAAAAUACGCUGUUAUACUGUUUGAUAUGACCUAUUAAAUUAUUGUUUGGGUCCGCAUUUAGAGAUAAUUAAGUGUUUUCCAUAAUAUAAAUAAGUUUUUGCAAAGUAUUUGAGAGCUCGAUGUAUAAUCAAUUAGCUCGCAGACGGUUGUUAGCUUGAACACAAAUCUCUUAAUAAACAAGUGCUCAUUAUCACGUAAUAGGCAUUCGUAUUGAACGUGGAAUAAAAACUGUUUAGAAAAAUACCAGUGAUGUUCUUUGUAAAUAUCUAAUCAGAAGGAAACGUAUGAAUACGUAGGUGCGAUACGUAAUCGUUUCAACUGGCGUCCAACGUCAAACGCGGUUUACGGCCAGCGUCGUGAAUGAAACGAUCGCCAAACAAAAUGCAAGGCAAAUACUUUUUUCUAGUCCUAAUGAUAACAUACAGCCAGCACAUUGCCUCAUCGCACAUCUUAACAUCAUCUUACAUGGAUAUGUCGCUACCGUCGUGCAUGAGACUAUUGACGUACAGAGUGAUCAACGAUUUGUGCCCUACAUACGCUUAUGUCGACUAUUCUUCCGAGGAAUUCAGUGGGCCACCUAUCAUCCCAAGAGAAAUCGCUGAGAGAAAAAUACAACGAAGAGAGGUUGUUUUAAAGUCAUGCUGUACAAAACCCUGCACUCUCACAGAGUUGUUGUCUUUAUGUUAAUUGAUGGUAUUCAUAACUAUGUCAGAUGAAUCCGACAAGAACUGCGAAACUAGAUACGGUUUAGCUUAAAUUAAAUUAUUGUACUUAGAUAAGGCAGUAGGGGUCUAUGUUUUUAGAAUACGACCUUUUUAGAACUAGAACUGUCAUGGAGAGGUCAAGAUGUCGUCGAAUCUGACGUUUAUUAAUGUACGUCAAUGUUUCAUUCUUUUUUUUGGACACGUACGGCAAAGAAAACUACUGGUCUAUAUUUUAUCCCGUCUUAGGUAUAAGUAUACUUUUUAUCUUGUAUUAUAAAUGUUUAUUAUUGACUGUUUAUCGAUUACGGCUCGAACGUAUACCUGUAAAGUUUUUCAUUCGUGAAAUACUGCUUUAAAUUACACUACCCACCAAUUUAAUACUUAUGUAAAUGUACCUAAUUUUAAUUAUAGGACUAAUUUAAUUAUGAAUGUAAUUUUAUUUUUGAUUGUAACAACUGUUGCAAAUUAUACUGUAAUUAUA